AUGGAGACAGCUAGAGGUAUAGAUACAGCUACAACUCCAGCUACAGAGUACAAGUCAAGUUCAAUAGGUACUGCCAGAUCCACUUUGAAGGAAUCUGUGGUUUCUAAUCAUCUUACAAGGCAAGAAAUUAUUGAUAAUUUGCUAAAUUUAGCCAGGCAAGAACAUCUUAAAGGUAACUCAUCUAUUACUGCUGAUAAGUUGAAUAAGCUACAGAGCGUCUUGGAAGAGAAAAGUGCCGGUAAGAAAAAGAAGAAUAUUGAGACAAAGUUACAGGGAAGGCAGAAUAUUGAGACAAAGUUACAGGGAAGGCAGAAUAUUGAGACAAAGUUGCAGGGAAAGAAGAAUAUUGAGUCCCAGUUUGAAUCCAAGUAUAACAAGUAUCAAAGAGUUCCAGAUUUGCCAGGACAAGUUAGGUCCCAACCACAUCCGAAGCCAAAGUAUCCUCCAUUAUUCGACAAGUUUGACCUUCUGCGAGCAUUAAAGAAACAACCAUCGCCACCGUUACCAUCACCACCACCGCGCAAGGCAGGUUCACCAAGCACCAACAAGGACAAAAAAUCCAUAAAAUACUAUAAACCGCGAAAAUUCACAUUUAGACAAGUAGAAAACAUGGCAGUCAAUGUUUUGGAAAACAUAGCCAAUUUAUUAGAUAACCUACAUUUACUUUCCAAUUUACCAAUGUUCCCUCAGUUUCUUACCAAGUUGUUGAAACAAACAAAUAAACUAUGGGUAUUGAUUCUUAUUUUCCUUAUCCGCAAAACAAUUUCACAACUACUCAAUGUAAUACGCAAAAUAAGGAAAGUAAACAUUGAGAAGGAGAUACUUAAUUCUAAAAGUGUUUCGAAAUCAAUUAUCAAUCAAGACAUCAACAAGAAAUAUGACAAGGUAUUACGCGAUUUGAAGUUUGACAAGAUGAUGCUCGUGAUUGAGUUGGUUGGUAACUUUUUGGACUUGACUUUUAACGCAAUUGAAUUAUAUGGAUUAGUCUUGCCCGAUUGGAUAAUGUCGGGGUUGAACUUUGCUAGUAUGGCAAUGACUAUUUAUAGAAUGAAUAAAGACGACGAGUAUCUUGAUGAUGAUAUUACCGAGGAUUUAAUAUGA
Lodderomyces oxycetoniae is the source of this 1101-nucleotide messenger RNA. RefSeq lists its product as uncharacterized. Lineage: Eukaryota; Fungi; Ascomycota; Pichiomycetes; Serinales; Debaryomycetaceae. The record is from RefSeq and is a predicted model, not a curated record. The transcript has a single exon. Bases 1 to 1101 code for a protein of 366 amino acids.